CCGCAUACUAGCAGACAUUCCAGCAAGUCAGGAAACUUGAGUUUUUCUUCCCUGGCUUUGAGGAUAACUGACUGUGAUCUUGAACAAGUCACAUAACUUCCCUGAGCUUUCAUUCCCGCUUCCAUAAAGUGGAGCAGCUGGACUAACUCUCCACGGGUCUAUGUGUGUAGUGGGAGCUCCUUAGAGAUAGCGUCACACCUUCUUCUUCGCGGGAGUCACCACCUGCAAAUACCGGGCAUACAUUAUGGACUCAAAUGCUCACUGAAUGUGUGUAUGAAUAAAUGACUCUUCUUAGAGCAACAGGAAGCAUGGAGUCAAUCAACAAGCAUUUGUGAAUGUCUACUACAUAUACUGUAGAGUGGGGAAACCAAAUAACAGCGGGAAAAUGGUUAUUUCUCCCACUUUCCCCUUACCUCCUUCCUGGAGGGGGAACUUUGUAAGUCACAAAGACUGUGCUUACACAACUAAAGUUCUCAAGACGAGCUCUAAUUAGUUGUCAAUAUUAACAAGAGAAGAGUCUGACUCUUUUCCAGGGAGAAGCCACAUCGGUGGUUUACAUCAGACCAAGCGCAGACCGAGCCUCCAACUCGAGGACAAUCUCCACUGCCUAGCACAGUGCCUGCCGCCUGCAGAUGCUUUAUAAACUUUGUAGUAGCAAAGUCUACAAUCAACCCUCCAACAUGUCCAUAGGCAGAAAUAAUCUGAAAUUGAGAGGGUAAGAAUGAGCAAACAAAAACCAUGCCUGGCCUCCUCCCUCCUCUUGGCUGGAACAAAAGUCACACCACCUUUACUCACUCCUGCCUGGAGGAGCCAGGGAGGACUUCCUGUUAACCUUCCCCUCAGCCCCAUAAAUAUGACCCAGCACUUAAGCCCAGCCUCCCCCCAUCUUUGAACCCAUUUCCCGAAGCCUCUGGAAUGAGUCACACUCAGUAAGUGCUGGUAUUGUGUACCCUCGAUGUUUGCUCCAAGUAGUAUCACCUCCUUGCGCUUUGGACUGUUUCCAGACAAGGUCUGAAACAAGAGCCCCAGCAGCCUGGGCAAACACCUUUCCCGCUGUGGUUCCUGUUCCUCAAACCCUCUUGGACAUGAAGCCUUGAGGGUCUUCCACCAACCCAGUUCCCUCUCCUUUAGGCGCGAGCCACGAGCCCACAGCCACCUGCCUGACCAACAAGGAGGCCUGCUUUGACCCGGUGCUCCAGGCCAGGGUUCGGGGCAAGAGAGAAGAGCCUCUCCUCCUUGAUCCUCUCUGCUUCCCUCCUUACGUGGCCACGGAAUUGGAGGAAAUUGUAAACAGUGGGGACACAGCAACUUCCCAAACAACACUGCUAUUGCUGAUCCAAGGACGGGAGUGGGGAGGACAGAGGGGAAACACGCCGUGUGAGUCUCUCUUUGCCAGCCCUUAGCACUCUCUUUCCUGCCAGAUACUAAGCUAGAAAAUGUCACUCACAUGUAUUAGGAAAUUCAAACACGGAAAAAGACUUGGGGAAGAAAUCAUAGCACACUGGCGGGUAGGGAGGCGGGAGGGAGGACGGGAGGGGCUGAGAACUGCUGCCAAGUUAUCAGUCGCCCUCCCACGUUCCUAAGAAUAUGCUUCACUCCUUCUCUUUGGCCACCCUUACCUUCCAGAUUCCCAUAAGUCACAUGGUCCAGUUACCUAAUGAGACCAGCGUCACUUGGCCGUUCUCACCCUCUAGUGGGAACACUGGCCUGGGAGUAAGGCUCAGACCCCCAAGCCACGUACCACGCACGGCCUGAGCCACUCCAAGAACUCGGGACCCUCUCACUGGGAACCUUCCACACACUCUUCAAGCAACGCACAGCAGCACCAACAGUUGAAAUGAAAGUUCUAAUCUCUUCCCUCCUUCUGUUGCUGCCACUAAUGCUGGUGUCCACGGUCCGCAGCAGCUCAAAUACAGGGAUUGCCAGAGGCCAUAGGGACCAACGCCAGGCUUCUGGGAGGUGGCUCCAGGACGGAGGCCAAGAAUGUGAGUGCAAAGAUUGGUUCCUGAGAGCCCCUAAAAGAAAACUCAUGGCAGUGCCCAGGCUGCCAAAGAAGCCGUGUCCCUGUGACCAUUUCAAGGGCAGAGUGAAGAAAACCAGGCACCAAAGACACCACAAGAAGCCAACCAAACCCUCCAGAGCCUGCCAGCAAUUUCUCAGACGAUGUCAGCUGGCAAAUUUUGCUCUGCCCUUAUAGGAGCUCUGAGAGCCCACCUUCCCGAUAAAACAUUCUGUCAACAAGGCAGUGAGCGCACCUAGAAGAUGCUCUUCUCCCACCUCAAGCUCCCCAUCCCUGUCCCUACUCCCUAAAUCAUCCCAAAAAGCAUGUUCCCCAAGAUUAUUGCCCCCUCUAGUGGCUUCUUUUCUUGUCAGUCUUUUCCUGGGGCCUCCCCUUACCCAGGCUUAAAUUUACUUACCGGGAAUCUCUGGUUGCCUAGCUGGUCCCACUGGGUCUUAAAUACAACCAAGCAAGUAGUAAACAAAAGUCAAU
Molecule: messenger RNA, 2491 nt
Organism: Orcinus orca (killer whale)
Lineage: Eukaryota; Metazoa; Chordata; Mammalia; Artiodactyla; Delphinidae
Gene: CXCL17
Product: C-X-C motif chemokine ligand 17
Exons: 4
Coding region: 1838-2197 (119 amino acids)
Biological process (GO): positive regulation of vascular endothelial growth factor production; positive regulation of macrophage chemotaxis; macrophage chemotaxis
Source: RefSeq, a predicted model, not a curated record